AUGAUAGAUGCAGCGUUUGAAGCGAAGACCAUCUACGCUACGGGGAGUGCAAACAAGACAGAAACGUGCAUACUUGUUCAAUGGGCUUGGCUGUCAUUCUUUGCUAGUUUGGUACUUUUGACCGUGGUAUUUCUAAGCUUGACGGUCUGGAAGACACGAGGCGCUCACGGGCUUGAGGCUGCCAAAGGUGUUUGGAAAUCAUCCGUUUUAGCAGUACUCUUUAGUGGCUUCAACGAGAGCGAGAUGAUACAAUGCGCCGAAGGUACCAAGGUGGCCUUGAAUCCUACCGAGCAUGGUUGGCGGCUUACUCGAGGAUAG
Messenger RNA from Alternaria burnsii, 318 nucleotides. RefSeq lists its product as uncharacterized. The coding region runs from base 1 to 318 and encodes 105 amino acids. Lineage: Eukaryota; Fungi; Ascomycota; Dothideomycetes; Pleosporales; Pleosporaceae. The record is from RefSeq and is a predicted model, not a curated record. The transcript has a single exon.